AUGUGGGUCGACGACACCCGCAUCGACUCCAUGCGCCCCGUCGUCGAGGCCUUCUCCGAGGAGUCCGGCGUCGAGGUCGAGCUGGUCCAGAAGGCCACCGGCGACAUCGGCCCCGACUUCGUGACCCAGGUCCCGACCGGCGAGGGCCCGGACAUCAUCGUCUCGGCGCACGACGGCCUGGGCGAGUGGGUGAACAACGGCGUCGUCGCCCCGAUCGAGCUGGGCGACAAGGCCGACGCGUUCGCCGACUCGGCCGUCCAGGCCAUGGCGUACGACGGCCAGACGUACGGCGUGCCGAUCUCGAUCGAGAACAUCGCGCUCGUCCGCAACAACGCGCUGCUCGCCGACACCCCGGCCACCACGUUCGACGAGCUCGUCGAGCAGGCCAAGGGCGCCGGCACCGACUUCUCCGUGCUGAUCCAGCAGGGCGAGGAGUCCGACCCGUACCACCUGUACCCGCUGCAGACGUCGUUCGGCGCCCCGGUGUUCGAGCAGAGCGCGGACGGCUCGUACACCGACACGCUCGCGCUCGGCGGCGAGGCCGGCCACGCGUACGCCGCGUACCUGGCCAAGCUCGGCGCCGACCGCACGCUCGACCUGUCGGUCGACGGCGACAAGGCCAAGCAGGCGUUCCUCGACGGCCAGGCGCCGUACAUCGUCACCGGUCCGUGGAACACCUCGGCGUUCCAGGAGGCCGGCAUGGACAUCUCCGUGCUGCCGGUCCCGUCGGCCGGCGGCCAGCCCGCCCAGCCGUUCGUGGGCGUGCAGGGCGUGUUCAUCUCCGCGAAGUCCGAGAACCCGGUGCUCGCCAACGAGUUCGUGGUCAACUACCUGACCACCGAGGAGGCGCAGGACGCGCUGUACGAGGCCGGCGGCCGCCUGCCGGCGCUGACCGCCUCGGCCGACAAGGUCGACGACGCGGUCCUCCAGGGCUUCAACGAGGCCGGCGCCACCGGCGCCCCGAUGCCCGCCAUCCCCGCGAUGAGCUCGGUGUGGUCCUUCUGGGGCGCGACCGAGGCGCAGAUCGUCGGCGGCCAGGCGGCCGACCCGGCCGGCGCGUGGGACGCGAUGGUCCAGAACAUCCAGGACGCCAUCGACGGCUGA
This is a messenger RNA of Ceutorhynchus assimilis (cabbage seed weevil), 1104 nucleotides long. NCBI's taxonomy places the organism in Eukaryota, Metazoa, Arthropoda, Insecta, Coleoptera, Curculionidae. The record is from the annotation of a GenBank genome assembly.